GUCAAAGCACUAAACAUUAAAAAAUUUAUUAAAAAAUCAUUAGUCCUUGGAAAGUGGAAGAUUUCCACAGAAGAGGACGUCUUGAGAUUGGAAUGAUCCUUACCUCACUUGCUCUCUAACCCAAUACAUACACAUUUUACAGCAAAAAAUAUUUCAUCUCCAUCUUCAUCUUCAUCUUCAUCUUCAUCAACCAUCACCAAUAUCGUCAUCAGCUAAAAAAUCCCAGGAAGACAGUGUGCAUCUUGCAGUUUGUGGUUUGGGCUAAUUUGCUUGAAUGGGUCUAAGGAGGUCAGGAUGAUGGUGAUGUAUGGGUAGUAGAGUGGGUGUGGAAGAUGAUAAGGAAGCCAACGGGAUGCCGAGCUUUGAUUCUCAAUUACCCAUUUCAACUACACCUGGCAUAGAGGGAAGCACAGGCCACGCAUUUCGUGUCUCUGAUUUUGGGGCGUUUGAGCAAUCUGUUGCGUUUCGCUUAGAGGAUGCUGUUAACCUGAGUACAAGUACAGUGUUCAAUUCAGCAAAAGCAAGCAACCAAGCAGUAUCUUCUGAUCCCCUCCGUAUUGGUACUUUUGACAAGUCGACUGCAUCCUUUAAUAUCAAUCGAUCUGCUGCCCAAGUGGAGUUGCAGAGAUUGCCAUUGGAAAAGAACCAACAGUUGAACCUGGUACCCAUAUCUACUGGUAAUACAGAGAACUGGGGAGACUCCAAUAUGGCUGAUGGCAGCCCAAGGACUGAUAUAUCAACGGAUGACACAGAUGAUAAAAAUCAGGGGUUGAGCUGUGAUAUUUUCCAUUCAAACAACAACAACAACAAAUAUUUUGAUAGAGGUCAGUCUGCUAUUGGAGCUUCAGAUUCCAGUGACAGAUCAAAGGAUAAAUUGGAUCAGAAGACUCUUCGUAGACUUGCCCAAAAUAGAGAAGCUGCAAGAAAAAGCCGAUUAAGGAAGAAAGCCUAUGUCCAGCAACUGGAGAGUAGCCGUUUGAAGCUGACCCAACUGGAACAGGAGCUCCAACGAGCACGCCAGCAGGGAAUCUUUAUAUCAAGCUCAAGCGACCAAGCCCAUUCAAUGAGUGGAAACGGGGCCAUGGCGUUUGAUGUGGAAUAUGCACGGUGGCUGGAAGAGCAAAAUCGACAAAUUAAUGAACUGAGAUCAGCCGUCAAUUCCCAUGCUGGCGAUGCUGAACUUCGCAUUAUCAUAGAUGGUAUAAUGGCUCAUUAUGAUGAAAUUUUUAGGCUAAAGAGCAAUGCAGCUAAGGCUGAUGUUUUCCAUUUGCUAUCUGGCAUGUGGAAGACACCUGCUGAGAGGUGUUUCUUGUGGCUUGGUGGCUUCCGUUCAUCAGAGCUCCUCAAGCUCCUCGUGAACCAACUGGAACCUUUGACCGAGCAGCAGUUGGUAGGCAUAAGUAAUCUGCAGCAAUCUUCCCAACAGGCUGAAGAUGCGUUAUCUCAAGGGAUGGAGGCGCUGCAGCAGUCCCUGGCUGAGACAUUGUCUAGUGGGUCUCUUGGUUCAUCUAGUUCAUCUGGAAAUGUGGCAAAUUACAUGGGUCAGAUGGCCAUGGCCAUGGGCAAGCUAGGGACCCUUGAGGGGUUCAUUCGCCAGGCCGACAAUUUGCGGCAGCAAACACUACAACAGAUGCACCGAAUAUUAACAACCCGCCAGUCAGCUCGUGCACUUCUUGCCAUCCAUGACUACUUUUCCAGAUUACGUGCUCUUAGUUCUCUUUGGCUUGCCAGACCAAGAGAAUGAACUUCACAGUGGAGUUAUGUAUUUGCAGGAAAAUCUGAGGCAUAUCCCAGAUCCAGCAACCUAGUGUUUUUAUAUUCCUCCUUUCUCAUCAUGUAGUUUCAGAUGUGUAUCAUGGAGCUAAUCUCAGAGUCAGAAUUUUAGAACUCCAGGAACCUAGAUAACAAUGUUAUAUUAUUCAUAUCCUCAUCUUUUCAUUGUACUGGGAAUUUGGAAAUUUGUUGGCCUUGUAAUGUGACAAUUUUUUAAAUGAAUUCGAAAGUUGGGACACAAGACCAAAAUGCAUUGGUCAUUGUUUA
Manihot esculenta (cassava) is the source of this 2040-nucleotide messenger RNA. RefSeq names its product transcription factor TGA6. Gene Ontology annotation, biological process: regulation of DNA-templated transcription; DNA-templated transcription. The record is from RefSeq and is a predicted model, not a curated record. Gene Ontology annotation, molecular function: sequence-specific DNA binding; DNA-binding transcription factor activity. Lineage: Eukaryota; Viridiplantae; Streptophyta; Magnoliopsida; Malpighiales; Euphorbiaceae. The transcript is spliced from 13 exons. The coding region runs from base 308 to 1744 and encodes 478 amino acids.